AUGAUAGCAUCUCGACCGCACACUUUGAGUGUCUUACGCAGCUUCAGACGAGGCUUUUCGCUCAGUGCCAGUACACAUCGAAUGGGCUGUGACAUUGGAACAAUAUAUUUAAUCUUUGGUAUUUGAGCUGCAAUAGUAGGGACAGCUCUCAGAAUUCUAAUUCGAGCCGAACUUGGUCAACCUGGUUCACUAAUUGGAGAUGAUCAAAUUUACAAUGUAAUUGUAAGAGCCCACGCAUUUGUAAUAACCUUCUUCAUAGUCAUACCCGUAAUAAUUGGGGAUUCGGGAACUGACUCACCCCCCCCUUAUACUAGGAGCCUCCAACUUAAUAACAUAAGCUUUUGGCUUUUCCCUCCAUCUUUCCUACGUUUACUCAGAUCAGUCACAGUAGAAAGAGGGGCAGGGACAGUUUGAACUGUACCCCCACUAGCAUCGGGGGUCGCACAUGCAGGAGGCUCAGUAGACUUAACAAUCUUUUCCCUCCACUUAGCAGGGAUGUCGUCAAUUCUAUGUGCCAUUAAAUUCAUCACCACAAUAAUCAAGAUACGAACAUCCUGGAUAGUUCUUGAGCGAAUACCCUUAUUUGUCUGAUCAGUAAAAAUUACAGCAAUCCUUCUUCUCCUAUCCCUUCCUGUUCUUGCUGGAGCUAUUACUAUACUUCUUACAGACCGUAACUUUAAUACAUCAUUUUUAGAUCCUGCGGGAGGAAGAGAUCCAGUCCUAUAUCAACAUUUAUUUUGAUUCUUCGGACAUCCUGAAGUUUAUAUCCUAAUCCUUCCCGGAUUUGGAAUAAUCUCCCACAUUAUUAGACACGAUACAGGAAAAAAGGAGCCCUUCGGAACUCUUGGAAUAAUUUAUGCUAUACUAGCCAUUGGAAUCCUUGGCUUCAUAGUAUGAGCCCACCAUAUAUUCACAGUUGGAAUAGAUGUAGAUACACGAGCUUAUUUCAC
Molecule: messenger RNA, 950 nt
Organism: Limulus polyphemus (Atlantic horseshoe crab)
Lineage: Eukaryota; Metazoa; Arthropoda; Merostomata; Xiphosura; Limulidae
Product: cytochrome c oxidase subunit 1-like
Biological process (GO): mitochondrial electron transport, cytochrome c to oxygen; electron transport coupled proton transport
Cellular component (GO): membrane
Molecular function (GO): cytochrome-c oxidase activity; heme binding
Source: RefSeq, a predicted model, not a curated record